CUGGCCAAUUCGUCCGUAGACGUGAACUUGGUUUCUCACCGAAAACAUCGGCAUCACAACUCGUGCGCAUUCCUUACAUUAUCUAUUAUAAAGCAGUUUCCCUAAUUGGAAAUUAUUUGGUUACACAAUUGCUUGGCUUAAAAUGUGGCGUCUAAUAUCGUUGGCAUUAAGUUUCGUGUUUUACUUGUCGGCGAUAAAUCGUGGUGACGCUGCUCCAGUGACCAGUGUUGACGAAGCAGCGGGAUACCUGGCGAGAUUUGGCUAUUUAGACCGUGGACACCAGAACUCUUCCUAUUCGGCAGUUAAAUCAGCUAAAUCUUUCAGUGAUGCAAUCAAAGAUUUUCAAUCCUUUGCUGGAUUGAAUAAAACGGGUAAACUUGAUACGGAGACGAAGAAAUUGAUGAAUAAACCGCGUUGUGGUGUUCCGGAUCGAGUUCGCCCUGGUUCUUCAAGCACUCGCCAGAAACGAUUCGCACUUCAAGGGAGCAAGUGGCCUAAGAAACAAUUGACUUAUAAAAUUAAGAAAUACACGACGGAUAUGAGCAAAUCCGACGUGGACCGUGAGAUCGCCAGAGCCUUUCAGAUGUGGGCGGACGUGACCGAUUUGACCUUCGUCCAUCUCAAUCAAUCGGCUAACGUCGACAUCGAAAUACUUUUUGCGUCUGGAGAACAUGGUGAUUGCCCACCCUUCAAUGAUGGCCCGGGUGGCGUAUUAGCUCACGCUGCCUUUCCUGUAAACGGAGGUGGUGCUCAUUUUGACGAAAGCGAAACCUGGACUCUCAACUCUGAUAAAGGGACGAAUUUAUUCCAGGUGGCUACUCACGAGUUCGGCCACUCUUUAGGGCUGGAUCAUGUCAACGUGAGCAGCAGCACAGCUGUGAUGUAUCCAUAUCACGAGUAUAGUUCUAAAUUCAAAUUAGACAAGGGCGAUAUUGAAGGCAUUCAGAAACUGUACGGGAUAAAUCAGUUGGGGAAAUUUUCGAUCGAAUUAAAAGGCACGGAAGAGGAAUUGGAGAAAGCGAAAAAAAAAUGGAAAGCGGAACUCAAAGGGACUAAACAGGAGUUGGAGACGGCAAUUGCUGAUUUAAGCAAAAAAGUCGAUAAUUUAAUACUAAACUUAAAUGGUAAAAUUAGAAAUAGAGCCACAACAAGUGAAAUAGUUGACAUUGGUAAAAUGCCAACCUCCUGUACAGAUCUGCAGCAGAUAGGGCAUAAACUGAGCGGAUUCUUUCUGGUGAAAGGAUCGAAGAAGAUGGAGACUGUUUACUGCAACUUUUACUCUAAUGGAAAAGAUUUGCAGAAAAAAAUCGGAUACGCCGACGUCAAAUCCGCACCCGUCCAUUUCUACGUCCAGAGAAAAAAUCAUUUCAACGAAAUUAGAACUCCUAUUCCGUUCGAAGUGGCGCUGGUGAAUGAGGGAAAUGCCAUGGAUUUGGCAUCGGGGAAGUUCACGGCACCGCGACGAGGAAUCUAUUUCUUUUCUUUCACAGGAAUAGCGGAGUUUCCAGAUAAAUCUUUGUAUUCUUUUUUAAAGCUUUAUUUUUAUUCGAAUGAUUUGAUCAUUGGGCACCUUUGGAUUGAAGAGAGCACCCAGAGUUAUCAACGAAGUCCUGGUUCCCUCCAGUUUACGCUCAGUAUGAAACCGGGGGAUCAAGUUUGGGUGGCAAUUACAGAGCUGGCAGACAGAGUUUACCUUUUUGGAAAUGAAGGCACCUUCACCCAUUUCACUGGUUUCAUGCUGGAGGAGGAAAUUGCCACCUCUCUUUGAGAUUUUGUGGUCAUUAUCCGAAAUGCACCAAAUGAUAAUCAACCGACAGUCACCAUGAAAUUGAAUUUUUUUUCCACGCUUACAUAAGCGGAGAUGCAAAAAAUCUAUUCAAUUUUAAUUGAUUAGAGGGUGGGGUAUUAUCCAAAUGUAGAUACACUUAAUGCACAGCAAAAUUACGUCUUUAUCCGCAAUAAUAUAGAGUUUGAAUGCCAGAAUUUAAAAAUAUAUGCAUAAUUUCGUUGUUCCAAAAUUAAGAAAAAAGAAGGUUUUUCGUGUAGUUAAUUUCAAUUAAGAAAUGAAAAAAACCUCAAAAGAAAAUAAUGUAGCGGCGACAGAAAGAAACAGCUGUAUAAAACACUAAGCGCAGCCAGCAAGUAUAGCUCAUUUAAGAUCUUUAGUACAGCGAGCACAGUGAAACUAUUGCACGAAUGGAGAUACAAAGGUUUGAAAUGUGUUCAUUAAAAA
Molecule: messenger RNA, 2233 nt
Organism: Daphnia pulicaria
Lineage: Eukaryota; Metazoa; Arthropoda; Branchiopoda; Diplostraca; Daphniidae
Exons: 11
Coding region: 143-1768 (541 amino acids)
Biological process (GO): extracellular matrix organization; proteolysis; collagen catabolic process
Cellular component (GO): extracellular matrix
Molecular function (GO): protein binding; zinc ion binding; metalloendopeptidase activity
Source: RefSeq, a predicted model, not a curated record